UGUCACCGGAUUCUUUCCUGCUACUAGCUAGUUGACUGGCCGAAUGGGUUGCUCUCUCUAGCGGUAGUAUUCUGCUAAAACAGACAUGGAAUGUUGACGCUUGCUGCGUUUAAAACCAAAUCAAGUAAUUAAUCUAAGAAGACACGAGUUAAUAUUUGCGUCGAGAAGCCGAUAAAAUGAUUCAUACUAGAGAGAAAACACUGAGCGGGUUCGACUAUGCGUUUCAUGCUGCUGUUCAGUCGGCAGGGGAAGCUGCGUCUCCAGAAGUGGUACACGGCCACGGCCGAGAGGGACAAGAAGAAGAUGGUCAGGGAACUGAUGCAGGUGGUGCUGGCCCGCAAACCCAAGAUGAGCAGCUUCCUGGAGUGGAGGGACCUCAAGAUCGUCUACAAGAGGUAUGCCAGUCUGUAUUUCUGCUGUGCGGUGGAGGAGGAGGACAACGAGCUUAUUACUCUGGAGGUCAUCCACCGUUUCGUAGAGCUGCUGGAUAAGUACUUCGGCAGCGUUUGUGAGCUGGACAUCAUCUUUAACUUUGAGAAGGCCUACUUUAUACUGGAUGAGUUUCUGAUGGGGGGGGAGAUCCAGGACACGUCCAAGAAGAGUGUCCUCAAGGCCAUCGAACAGGCUGACCUUCUACAGGAGGAGGAUGACUCUCCCAGAAGUGUUCUAGAGGAGAUGGGUCUGGCAUAGUAACAGCAGGGUAUCUGAUCACAGCACAUUUUAUCAGGCUACAGACAAAGAGACUCUUUGGGUUCCAGGUGCAGGGGGGAUUGUGAUGUGGGUGUGUAUUGGGAGGGGGUAAAUGUUUGGAGGUAAGCUGUGGUGGUGGGGAGACUGUGUCUCAAGUGGCACUCUUACCUGCAUAGUACUCUAUGGCUCUGGCCAAAAUAAGUGCACUUUGUUAGGUAAAAUAGGGUGUCAGUUGAGAUUCACACCGUUGAAUUCAAAACAUUGCUGACGUUAAUUGUAUAUUAUGAUGAUGGUUUAGGGUUGCAAAACAAACUUUCCCAAAAUUCUGAAGUUUUCCAGAAAUCCUGGAUGGAGGAUUCUGUAUUUCCUGUUAAUUCCUGUCUGAUUCCUGGGAUUUUACAACAGAUUUGUGCAAAACCUGGGAAUUUUGGGAAAGUUACCGGAACAUUGCAACCGUAAUGAUCCAUGCCCUAUGUACAGUGCCUCUGUGAAAAUGAUACCACUUUUGACUGGAAGAUUUAGCUACUACUACUGUUAUGACCCAGACCUGGGUUCAUAUACCAUCUGAAAAUCGUUCAAGUACUUCCAGCGUUUGCUUUAGCCUGCCUGGAGACCAUUAUAUUGGUUCCAUUGUGCCAGGAAGCUCAAUCAAGCUUGGCUUUAAGUAUUUGAAAUAGUAUUUGAACCCAGGUCUGAUUUGACUUUUGACAUUUCCCUCAAGAGAGGCAGGUCAGAACACAUCUCAAGCCUUUUUAUAACUGGGGAUGAAGUUAAACAUCAAAACUUGGAUCAGAUUAGUGUUGCGUCCCCAAAUGGCAACCUAUUCCCUCAAAAGUAGGGCACUAUGUAGGGAAUAGGGUGCCAUUUGGGAUAUGCAUAGAUUUGCUUUUAAAUGAAUGGCUGUUUAAAAUGUUUUGUAAAUGGACCACACGUUAUGAGAUUAUUAAUAAUAAUAAUAUAAUACAUUUGCUGUUUUUAUUGUUUUUAAGGGAACACAUUGAUUCUCUGCGUUGGUGAGUUGUGUUGAACCCGUAGCAGGAUCUCGUCAGGGUACAAACAAAGAAGAAACAUUGACAUUCAUAUAAAGGGGAAGGGAAACAAACUGAACAAUGAUUCUUCCCAAAAUUCCAGUUCCAUCCAGAAUUCUAUUCCUGCGUUCCGGAACUGUUUCAGACUCUCUCUCUCUCUCUCUCUCUCUCUCUCUCUCUCUCUCUCUCUCUCUCUCUCUCUCUCGCUCUCUCGCUCUCUCGCUCUCUCGCUCUCUCGCUCUCUCGCUCUCUCGCUCUCUGGCUUUCCUGUAUCGAGCAAUUAACCUAUGGAGAAGUUUGAUGUGAUGUUUUUAGCCUGUGUGUGGAUGUGCUAACAUGAAUGUGUUUAUGUAGAAAGGGCUCAAUGUGAUGGUAUGCAACUGAGUUAAAAAUAACCCAGGGCAAAAAAUAGAGUUUCAGGUUGUUUUUCAGCUGCAAUGCAUACAAAAAAGGUAAACAAACUACUUUGCGACACGUGACUUUUUAGAGAAAAACCUAUUUACCAUUCCUAUAUACACACACACACACACACACAAACUAAAUGCAGUACUGUACCACAUGGCAGAUCACUUCUCCCCAAUUUACGCCUGUCGAAUACCUGCUUUCCAAAGAGUAAUCAUAUUUUUGUCUGCAACAAGAGGGAUGAAACCAAUAGGAAUAAACUGCAACUACAAGAGAGUUUGGCUUCAGAAAUGUGUGUUCUUAUGACCAGACUUUACCCCUUUGCUUUUAAAAAGGUACGUUCCAAUGUUCAUACCAGCAUACUACUUACUAGUGUGCAUUCCCAAUACAUUGCUUUACUCCAAGUAGUAUCAAUACGUAGGCUAUGUUCCAAUAUCCACACUGGCAUACCCCUUAGAAUUCAUGGCCAUUAUAUGACUUACCUUCCUACUUACCCAAUCCUCUCCGUGACUGGAGCAACACAAGGCUUCUACAAGAGAGCACCACUGCUUGCGGUCUGCAGCCUUCUUGGCGAGGGUUGAUCAGGUCAAGCCACACGCCAUCUUCUUUUCAGUCGUCCUUCUCCAUCUCAUCUGUCCAAUAUAUUGCUCAGUUCAAAGUGGUAUAGUGGUAUGAGCAAUGGGACAGAGCUUUCGAGUUCAUUCUUAGUUGUGCGCUCGUAUGGAUUAUUGGAACUGCACCGGGUAAGAAAUUGGAAGAUAUUUUGAAUAGCGUUAUAAGGUUUUUCAGGGACUCUGUGUGUAGGGUUGUAUUCAUUUGAGGUGGGAGGCAUGUGAUAAAUAACAACUGAACUACGCUCCAGUCAUGGAACCCUAUUCCCUUUCUAGUGCACUACCUUUGACCAGGAUGCUGGUUAAAAGUAGUGCACUAUAGAAGGAAAAGGGUGCCAUUUGGGACGCAGACAGGUUAUCAAAGGGAAUCAUGUGUGAAUGUAAUUUUAUAAUGACAAUAAAAUGCAAUUUUAAAAGUA
This is a messenger RNA of Coregonus clupeaformis (lake whitefish), 3150 nucleotides long. RefSeq names its product AP-1 complex subunit sigma-1A. Gene Ontology annotation, cellular component: AP-1 adaptor complex; membrane coat; intracellular membrane-bounded organelle. Gene Ontology annotation, biological process: intracellular protein transport; vesicle-mediated transport. The coding region runs from base 217 to 690 and encodes 157 amino acids. Lineage: Eukaryota; Metazoa; Chordata; Actinopteri; Salmoniformes; Salmonidae. Gene Ontology annotation, molecular function: clathrin-cargo adaptor activity. The record is from RefSeq and is a predicted model, not a curated record. The transcript has 6 exons.